AUGCCGUCGGCGGGGCGGCUCGGGGGCGCCGCGGUGCUGCGGCUGCUGCUGGCGGCCCAGGCGGUGGCGGCGUUCGAGCCCGUCACCACGACCCUGGUCGUCGGGGGGGCGUUGUCGCUCCUCACCGGCUACCUGUACAAGAACCCGCCCUGCCGCUUCUCCGAGUGCUGCCUCGUCGAGCGGCCGUUCGACGCGGAGGCUCUCAAGCAAGACUUGGAGAAAAAGCUGUUUGGGCAGCAUCUGGCCUCUGAGGUGAUUCUCAAGGCACUGACAGGCUUCAAGAACAACAAAAACCCCAAGAAGGCGCUGACUCUUUCCUUACACGGCUGGACCGGCACCGGCAAGAAUUUUGUCAGCCAAAUUGUGGCCCAAAGUCUUCACCCCAAAGGCCUGAAGAGCAACUUUGUCCACCUGUUCAUACCGACGCUGCACUUCCCUCACGAGAACCAGAUAAGCCUAUACCAGGACCAGUUACAGAAGUGGAUCCGGGGCAACGUGAGCGCCUGUGCCAGCUCCGUGUUCAUAUUCGAUGAGAUGGACAAGUUGCACCCAGGGGUCAUCGACGCCAUCAAGCCGUUCCUCGACUACUACGAGCAGGUGGACGGCGUGUCUUACCGGAAGGCCAUCUUCAUCUUCCUCAGCAAUGCUGGGGGGGACCUCAUCACCAAAGCAGCCCUUGAUUAUUGGCGAGCAGGGAAAAAGAGGGAAGACCUUCAGCUGAAGGAUCUGGAAGCUAUGCUCUCUGUUGGCGUCUUCAAUAACAAGCACAGUGGCCUGUGGCACAGUGGAUUGAUACACAAAAACCUCAUCGAUUACUUUGUCCCCUUCCUGCCCCUGGAGUACAGACACGUUAAGAUGUGUGUGAGGGCGGAGAUGCAGGCCCGCGGCUCUGCUGUCGAUGAAGACGUGGUCUCCAGGGUGGCGAAUGAAAUGACGUUCUCCCCCAAGGAUGAGAAAGUCUACUCAGACAAGGGCUGCAAGACGGUGCAGUCACGGCUGGACUUUCACUGACCUCUGGUCCCAGAGGGGCAGCGCCCCGGGGGUUUGGCAUUCAGGGCCUGGUCUUCUGGAGAGACCUCUUGGGUUUGCACGUUUGCACCUGUGCACUUUCCGGAUAGAGAAGUUUCUAAGAAUGGGUUUUUGCCGAGCUGCUGAUCUGUCAAGUGCUCUUGUCAUUUUGCUACCCGCGAGCCAUCUGUCUGUCUUUGGCCCCCGAGGGCGAACUUCUCAACCCCUACACUUGCCAUUAGGGACCUCGCACAAGUGCCUGGAAGCCAGCCGUGGUGGGGACCUCGUGCUGUUUCUGGUCCCACAGCGCCCUGACCUCAGAAGCUGCUGUUAGAACUGAAGGAGCUCAGGCCCCGGCUGCAAUUUGGGAGUGAGACGCUCUCGCCUGCGAAGACAUCCUGCUGUUUGUCUUUGCAGACUGCUCACUGGAUUCAGGUACUCAGUUAAAUGCAACAGUACCUUCAGGUGCGGACAGCCUGGUGGGCCCUCUCGGCCCAGGUGAACCAUCGCACUUGGCGUGGGGCUUUCUGAGGCCCCCACAGCCCAACAGGACACCCAGGGGCGCGACAGCCCUGGUCCUUCACCCUUUCCCCGACGGUGUGCAUCCCAGCUCCCAGCUCCCUUCUCCGCUGGAGCCUCACUCUGGUGCUACUUCGGCGUCCCCACACGACAACGUCACUAGCGCUGAUUCGGGAGACUGUUGGCUCUGUAUCGGGGCCCUUGGCUCCCCUGGUGAGAGGCUUGCUGUAAUGUAUGCGCGGGCUGGCCGCUCACGUUACUCCACAGAACCAUUCGAAUCCACGGGAAACCCUCGUUCUCCACCCCCGACACCUGCCCAGACCCAGUGGUCGCUGCCAGAUGCUACGUUGCCAAAGAGGAAGGUCUGUGGGCUGCAAGCGCUCGCGUCUCCAAGGAUGUGUGUGUUUUUAUAAUGUUUUUACUUCUGAAUCUUAAAUAAUAGAAAUAUGGGCUGUUGCUAAUUUUAAAACAUGGGGACACUGGAAUGGGCUAGUCUUAAAUCGUUUGAGUGUUUAUUGUUCAAUGCUGAGCUCUGAGGUGGUGGCUGCCUGUGGGCUCCAUCUCUCAGUGACACUGCGUGGCAGCGCCAGGACUGGCCUCUGGGCGACAGUCCUGAGACUCUGGCCGGUGGCCAUGGCUCGGCGGCCUCCUGGUCGCAGGGCCCCUACGGGUGUGACUGGGAUGACGUGCAGCUGCUUGUGUAUGUGCUGCACUAGGAUGAGUCUUUUUGCUGUACGGAGCCUACAGAGCAAAGUGUGUGUUAUGCCUUAAGAGGACGGGGCUUUGUCUGCUAUAAAACGCCAAGGUGGAGGUGAAAUUUUUAGUGCACGCUCUCAAAUUGGAGCUAAACUACAUUUUUAAUAAGCUUCUGGUGUCCGAUCAGGAGAUGAGAUUUUCUGUUUACAAUGACGCAAUAACCCUAACACGUGUCGGCCACCUUUGGCCUGUCGUUGCCGGCUGUGACAUGCAAAGGCCUGGCUUGACCGCGGACCGGCCUCCCUGCCCGGUGAGAGGGAGAUAAGAGCUUGAAUUGACCGACUGAAUGUAAAAUGCCCCGUGAUGAUGAAUAAUAAAGUCCAUAUUUUAUGUGAGCUGGCCCUCGCGCACUUUUGCCCCCCCUGGAUUUUUGGUGACUCUGGGAAGCUGGCACGUGGGUAGAGGCUCUCCGGCACCUCGGGGGCGCUGGGCUCGCGAGCCUGGUGGUGCCCGCUGGCAGAUAAAACCAAUGUUUGUCCCACAGGCUGUUAUCCCCAAAGAAACACGACCUCAACUUAGAUGAUGGGUUAAACGUCUUCAUGAUUUAGGAACGAAAAUAUCAGGAAGAGCUGGUCUCCUUUCUAACCAGUGGAUUCUGAAGGAAUGUCAGAAGGAUACUGAGGCGCCGGGAAAGACUCGCUGCUGAUGUCCUGAGCUCCCGCAAGGCCAAGCUCAGGCCUGGAAACCCAAGCGCCAGGUCUUCCCGCCCAGACCUGAGGUGAACCAGCUCUCGGCUGCUCAGGCUUCACUUGGCCUCUUGUCUCUAGCCUGGGAGCUGGUCACAGACCUGCUCCUUCGUGGACUAAGCAUUAGCUGAAUGAAAAGCAACCCCUGCUAGACCAGAGGUCAGUCAGCCUGUUCACUAAAACUGGCCUCUUCUCUCUGAAUUGUAACACUAACCCUCUUCCCAGGCCUGAAGAUUAGCAAGCGCGUGUUCUGGAAGGUGCACUCUUUGCCAUCAUCCCACCCACUCCCCUCACUUCUCCAGGGGGACAAGUCCCCAGAGCUGCCCCCUCAUGUCCUUGCUCGGACCACUUCCAGCCAGGUUUCUGCUCUCCCCACACAGCCUAUGUACAAGGCCUGAACUUGCCAAUUCAGUCAGGGGACUUGUGUGUGCCCUACUGAGGGACCCCCAGGUGCUGGGGACGGCUGGGGACGUGGCAGCAGGUCAGGUCUGGCUCAACACGACAAUGGUCUGACAUCUGGGCUGGCCUGGGAGGUCUUAUAAAGGAGCCUCUCCACAGGCAGGGGAGCCAGGCUGCUGUGCCCCUGGGAGCGCUGUCUGGGCACGCACACUGCAGAGCCCCUCCUUUGUCAGUGUGAAGGCUUGUGCACGAGACCAGGCACCUGUGUCUCCUGCAGCAUCUGUCCUGCCUGGCGGCUCCGCUGGUUAUGUCUCCACUGAAACUCCACAGCUGGGUGCCCAGAGCCACGGACCCAGCAGGGCAGCAAGCAAGUGGCCAGCGCUCCGGGACCUGAGCCCCCCGUUAGCCCAUUUCACUCCAACAGGAUGGAACCUGCUGGCCCCUGAUUCAUGCCAUAAGCAGGCAAAGCCUACGAGGGUUUCCUCCUCUGAAACUGUCUUGACAAAUCUCACAUUUGCCUGUCAGGUGUAGCUGCCUGCAUUUAUAAAACACUGUUCUCGCAUCGUCGGGGAGGCAGUUCUGCUUCUCUGGGAGGUGUUAGGAGUGAUUAAAAUAUAACAAAAUCAAGUUUAAAAAAUAUCUGGCAAAACUCGCCAUCAACGUGGUGCCUUCAGGAACGGAACAGAGAAGGGCCUUGCGUGGCCUCGCUGAACUGGCCACCACAACCUGCGGACCCCUCAGUCGAGAAGGUGUUUCUGACAGCCGACCACAGUGUCACCAGAACAUUCCCGCGGUUCAAUGUCACUAGGAUGAAAGCCCCAGAAAGGCCACUUCAGGCUCCUCUGGCUGCCUGAGUGUGUCUGACGUACUUGUUUUAUUAUCUAAACACACCACUACCCGUGUCACGGCCUCCUGCAACAGCCCGGUCGCUGCUGCAGCCCCGGUCCCUCGGGAGGGGGUACCGCUAAGAACACACGCCUUUUGCAACACAGACGUUUCACAGGAACUUAAAAAAACACAAAGCCAACCACCUGAGAGUCAGAAGUUUCUCAUAAUAUUAAAAACCAUUUAAAAUAAAGUCAU
Messenger RNA from Talpa occidentalis (Iberian mole), 4451 nucleotides. It is a transcript of the gene TOR1B, whose product is annotated as torsin family 1 member B. Gene Ontology annotation, biological process: nuclear membrane organization; protein localization to nucleus. The record is from RefSeq and is a predicted model, not a curated record. The transcript has 5 exons. NCBI's taxonomy places the organism in Eukaryota, Metazoa, Chordata, Mammalia, Eulipotyphla, Talpidae. Gene Ontology annotation, molecular function: kinesin binding; ATP binding; ATP hydrolysis activity. Bases 1 to 1011 code for a protein of 336 amino acids. Gene Ontology annotation, cellular component: nuclear envelope; endoplasmic reticulum lumen; endoplasmic reticulum.